GCCCAGGCAGAUGACGCCGGGUAAAGCCGGCUGAGAGCCUGCCCAGCCCCGCCGCAGGCCGAGCGGGCUUGGCCGCGCACCCUCCGCGGCCGCGCAGUCGGGGUCGGGCCGGUGCUCCGGCAGCAGGGCGAGGAUGGACGUGGCCGUGGACUUGUACCUGGCCGUCCCGCUGCUCUUCACCGUCCUGGCCAUCGUCCUCGCCUCCGUCUUCGUCAGGCUGCGGGGAGGCGAGGGGGAGCGGGCGGCGGAGCCGGCAGCGGCUGAGCCGGCCCGGGAGGGCGGCCCCGGCGGCGAAGCGGCGGCGGCGCCGGAGGAAGCGGGACCGGAGGCGGCCGAGGGGCCGGAGGACGAGGGGGCCCGGGUGCCGGUGGAGGAGGUCGGGGCGGGCGAGGAGGGGAAGGAGGCGGCUGGCGAGCAGCGGGAGGCGGUGGCCGAGCCGGGCCCGGCGGGCGAGCCCAGCCCCGCGGCGGCCGAGAGCAUCCCCCGGCCGCCCCCCGCCGAGAGCAUCCCCCGGCCGCCCCCCGCCGAGCCCCAGGAGCCCGGGAACCGUGAGGACGCCGAGAACAAGAUACCACCUUUGGGUGCCUCACCCGGGUCCAGCCUCGGGCACACGGGACAAGCGGAGGGCGGAUGCGGCCAUGCAGCACUUUCCAGCAAGGCAGAGGAGGAAGAUCCGGACUCAGAAAACGAGAAGCUGGUGGUGAGAGAGCCGGAGGAUGAGGAUGCUGCAGAUGAGACGUUCUCUUUUAAAUACAGUCCUGGAAAGCUGAGGGGAAACCAGUACAAGUCCAUGAUGACCAAAGAAGAACUCGAGGAAGAACAAAGCAGCUUUUCAUUUCAGGCCUCGCAGGCGGUGUCGGGGGGCAGGGUUGCUGCCAGGAUUGAGCUGACCUCUGAUCUCACAUCUCUGUAGCGAGUACCUUAGGUCCUCGGCCACAAACAUUCUUGCAAAUCUUUUUGAACUGAAGACUAUAUGAAGUUGUCCCUAGCCUCCUCCUAAAGGCAUCCCUUGGCAUCUUUAAAGGCUUGAGAGAAAUACCAAAACCAACCAAACACACCCAUAAGAGAAAUCCAUAAACCCUCAAAACUUGGGAUCCCCUCUUGGUCUGAAGUUGAGUUCUUCAAAAACUCCUGUGGUGUCAAGUUUGAGGAGAUCCUGUUGUGUGGCUCCAUGGAGUGGGGCAGGGCGCAAGCAGUGACUUCAGUUGUGUUUGGGGGCCUGGGAUGAACCAUCCUCCCUCUCCCCCAAACAGAACCCAAACUGGACACUAAAUAUGCAGCAAGUCUAUUAGUUGUGUUCAUUACCAUGUAUUAGGCCUGCCAUGAAAUCUGUGCUGUUCCUUUAUUGGGGUGGGCAAACCAUAGCUCUUCUCCCAGACCAACCUGGACCUUGUACCAGACUAUCAAGUUGUUUCUUCCUGGGGCCAAACUCCUCUUCAUUGCUGGGGGGUGGGAACUGCCUAUGACUCCAAAUCUUGUACAACGCUGCUUUAUUCUGAGGGGUGGAGGGACAAAGUGGGGUCCAGGUGAGGGAUGGCAGACGGUAGCUGGACUGACUCAAAUCUCGCUUCUGUAGUUAUUUUAGCAGAGAGCUGCUUCUGUAGGUAGACAGAAGACUCGAGAAGUGACAAAGGUUGAUAGUUUAGCUGUUCUGCUUGUGGUGGAGGUUUAGGAGACCACACUUUGGCUGCUGUUAAUAUCUGGAUUCUCACUUUUCCCUACUCCAGUUCCCAAGAGGAGAGACCCAAGGAGGUAGCUAUGGCAUGAGGGGUUCCCUCUGGCUCAGGAUGAGAUAGUGGGGGUCCUGGAAGAGACACCCUCCCCAUUCCUCUGCCGGCUUGCUGUUCCAGUGCUCUCUUUUGCUAGCCCUGCGGCUUGUCCGCUGGAGCCAGAGCUCAGCAUUGCUCCUCAGCUGUCCCAUACGGAAGAUGAAUUCGGCUGGGCGGGUAUAUCUGCUUCAGACACAGCAGGUUUCAAAUCAAACCCAGCUGGUUUGUGAGAGUGAGACGAGGGUCCGAGUCCUCUAGCGAUGUUGUAGAAACACCAGGCUGGGUGGGGACGUGUCCUUCAAAGUUUCACUGCCGGACAACUGCCUCUUGGCUAACGCUGCAAACAUAUCAGAAACCCAACGGGCGGGUUUUGUGGUUGUUUUUGGGUUUUUUUUUUCCUUUUUAGUUCCUAUGCAGACAAUACUUGAAACCUUGUACACAGUUGUCCUUUCCAGCGCCUGGGGUUGGCAAAUUCUUAAUAAAAGGGCUCAUUUAUAGAACAGCAGGAGGCUUCAGCUUUAGAAGAGGCUGGGCUGCCCCUUCCCAGCUGACAACUGCAAGCGUGUUCAGGGGUUUGCAUAUGAAUUUAGGCACAUCUGGACCCUCUGCUUCAACAUCCUGCUGGUACAGCCGCUGUCUCCCCUCGGUGCUGGCUGGCUGACUCUGUGUCCCGAGCACCCAACUAUGCAAAGAAUGCCUUAUAUACAUUGUGUUUAAGUUACACGGCAAUAUGUACGUUGAGCAAAGUCUAUAGUUGAGUCCAGAUUUUUUUGCUUGUGGCAGCAAGUCAAGCUAUUUCUUCAACUCAAAUGGCUGUCUGAGUAUUUUUUUACUUUUGUUUGUUUGUUUUAUAUCUGAUGGUGGCUCUUACACAAAGGACUGUAAUUCUAGUGGCUUGAAUCUGUAAAAAUUGCCUUUGUUUGGUCCAAUAAACCUUUGAAUAGUUUA
Chroicocephalus ridibundus (black-headed gull) is the source of this 2717-nucleotide messenger RNA. It is a transcript of the gene MXRA7, whose product is annotated as matrix remodeling associated 7. The record is from RefSeq and is a predicted model, not a curated record. Bases 134 to 913 code for a protein of 259 amino acids. NCBI's taxonomy places the organism in Eukaryota, Metazoa, Chordata, Aves, Charadriiformes, Laridae. The transcript has 7 exons.